AGCUGGGGGUAGCAUGGCCGCAGGUGGGCUCCUCGUGCGUCGUCUCCGCGCGCCCUUGCGCCCCCUUGCCCGGAGCGUGCUCUCGGACGCGCCGCGCGCCGGGGCCAUGCACGGCGGGGGCGGCCCCCGAAGCCUCGCCAUCGAAGGCAACAUCGCUGUGGGCAAAUCCACCUUUGUGAAGUUACUCACGAAUACUCACCCAGAGUGGCAGGUGGCUACAGAACCUGUAGCAACAUGGCAGAAUAUCCAAGCUGCUGGCACCCAAAAAGACGGCACUUCCAAAGGUCCGGGAAACUUGCUAGAAAUGAUGUACCAAGAGCCAGCGCGAUGGUCCUACACAUUCCAGACGCUUUCCUUUAUGAGCCGGAUGAAAGUGCAGCUGGAGCCCCUCCCAGGGAAACUACAGGCAGAGAAGUCCGUGCGAAUCUUUGAGAGGUCUGUGUACAGUGACAGGUAUAUCUUUGCAAAGAAUCUUUUUGAAAAUGGAUCCCUCAGUGACAUCGAAUGGCACAUCUAUCAGGACUGGCAUUCUUUUCUCCUGCAGGAGUUUGCAAACCGGCUCUUGAUACAUGGCUUCAUCUAUCUCCAGGCUUCUCCCCAGGUUUGUUUGGAAAGACUGCACCAGAGAGCCCGGGAAGAAGAGAAAGGCAUUGAGCUGGCCUAUCUUCAGCAGCUGCAUGGUCAGCACGAAGACUGGUUUAUUAACAAGACUACCAAGCUCCACUUCGAAGCUCUGCGCCGUGUGCCGGUGCUGGUGCUGAGUGUCAGUGAUGACUUCUCUGAAAAUGCCGCCAAGCAAGAGGAGCUCAUGAGACAGGUGAACGCCUUUAUAAAGGACCUGUAAGCAGUAAUUAGACAGCUUGGCUAUGGUCUGAUCCCGAUUUGCUGAAGCUAGCAAAUGUUGACCUUCCAUCCAUCCUGUGCACAGCUCCUUGGCCCCUGAGGCGUCCCCACAGUGGGGUGUGUGUGUGUGUGUGUGUGUGCUGUCUUCACACUGCUGUGGUCUUUUUUUUCUUCUUCUUCUCAAGCACUUUAAAAAUAAAGCUGACUUAAGUUUGUUUUUCUA
Messenger RNA from Phodopus roborovskii (desert hamster), 1066 nucleotides. RefSeq names its product deoxyguanosine kinase (gene Dguok). The transcript has 7 exons. Gene Ontology annotation, molecular function: ATP binding; deoxyguanosine kinase activity. Gene Ontology annotation, biological process: nucleobase-containing compound metabolic process. Bases 14 to 844 code for a protein of 276 amino acids. The record is from RefSeq and is a predicted model, not a curated record. NCBI's taxonomy places the organism in Eukaryota, Metazoa, Chordata, Mammalia, Rodentia, Cricetidae. Gene Ontology annotation, cellular component: cytoplasm; mitochondrion.